This is a messenger RNA of Trichophyton rubrum CBS 118892, 1488 nucleotides long. RefSeq lists its product as uncharacterized. Gene Ontology annotation, cellular component: cytoplasm; cytosol; mitochondrion. Gene Ontology annotation, biological process: tetrahydrofolylpolyglutamate biosynthetic process. The record is from RefSeq and is a predicted model, not a curated record. The transcript is spliced from 2 exons. Bases 1 to 1488 code for a protein of 495 amino acids. Gene Ontology annotation, molecular function: ATP binding; tetrahydrofolylpolyglutamate synthase activity. Lineage: Eukaryota; Fungi; Ascomycota; Eurotiomycetes; Onygenales; Arthrodermataceae.
AUGCGCCAGUCUGGUCGUGUUCUGAACGAGCAGUCAAUACCAGAAACAAUUGAGUGGUGCAGGAAAAUAGGACACAAAUCAUCUGACUUUGAUCGAUUGAAUAUAAUACACAUCGCCGGUACCAAGGGCAAAGGGUCGACAUGCGCGUUUAUAUCAUCCAUUUUAUCGCAAUACCUGACUCAGAAAAAGAAUGCGGAUACCUCAACUUCAGAGUCAACCCCUAAGUUUGAAAAGAUCGGCCUCUAUACCUCUCCUCAUCUUCGAUUCGUACGGGAAAGGAUACAAAUUAAUAAUUCCCCACUAACCGAGGCACAAUUCACGAAAUACUUUUUUGAAAUAUGGGAUCUGCUGGAAGAAGAUGCGCGCGCCAGAGGGGAGGAUCCGAAAGGGCCGAAUAUGAAACCGAACUACUUCCGAUAUCUUACCAUAAUGGCGUUCCACACAUACUUGAGGGAGAACGUAGACGCUGCUAUUAUAGAGUGUGGUAUAGGCGGGGAGUACGACACAACGAAUAUUGUGGUGAACCCUGUGGUCGAAGGCAUAACCAGCCUGGGGAUCGAUCAUGUGGCCAUGUUGGGCUCGACCAUCGAAGAAAUAGCGUGGCAUAAGGCAGGGAUCAUGAAGCCUGGAACCGUGGCCUACACCGCACCACAGCCUGAGACUGCAAUGGGUGUCCUUCGAAAACGGGCGGAGGAAAGAAAAACGCAACUGCAUGUCGCACAGGGCCACCCGGACCUCGUCCCCGGGAAGAUUUCAUUGGGCCUCUCAGGCGAGUUUCAAAACAAAAAUGCAGAGCUGGCAGUAGCUAUCUGUAGCUCAUUUUUAAAGAAACUUGGCUUCCUUGAUGUACCAUCGUACGCCGACCAGACCCCUCUACCCGAAAAGUUCAAGGCCGGCCUCGAAGGGGUAAAACUAGGUGGCCGAUGUGAAAUCAGAAAGGAAAAGGGUUUGGUCUGGCACAUCGAUGGAGGACAUACGGCCGAUAGUAUUGAAGUUGCUGGGAACUGGUUCUCAAGCCUGCCGUAUACACAGACACGGCCUACUGAAGGCAAAAGGAAACCUUGCAUCUUGAUUUUUAACCAGCAGACGCGGGACAGCACAGCGCUGGCAAAUACCCUUCACAAAGCACUGACUGCCGGCAACUGUGUCUUUACCCAUGCCAUAUUUUGCACGAAUGUGACUUUCAAAGAGGCGGGAUACCGACCAGACCUCGUGAGCAUCAAUACAGAUGCCUCAGAUGUUGAGAAACUCAGCGUUCAGAAUAACCUAGCGAAGGUAUGGCAUAGCUUGUCAUCAAACACUGAAGUGGAAGUCAAGGCCACGAUAGAAGAAGCCGUGGAGACUGCGCGCAAUAUAGCCGCAGCACACAACGAAGAGGACUCUUCUUCAGAGAGUGUUUCUGUCAGUGUAUUGGCCACUGGCAGCUUACACCUUAUCGGCGGCCUCCUUGAAGUUCUAGAGACGAAUCCUCAGGUCAAAGGGACUUAA